Messenger RNA from Elaeis guineensis (African oil palm), 2525 nucleotides. RefSeq names its product G-type lectin S-receptor-like serine/threonine-protein kinase At2g19130. Gene Ontology annotation, biological process: protein phosphorylation; recognition of pollen. Lineage: Eukaryota; Viridiplantae; Streptophyta; Magnoliopsida; Arecales; Arecaceae. Gene Ontology annotation, molecular function: ATP binding; protein serine/threonine kinase activity. The record is from RefSeq and is a predicted model, not a curated record.
UAUUACAUAGGCAUCUGGUACAAAAAAGUCUCAAAGCAAACCCCCGUCUGGGUAGCCAACAGAGAAACCCCUGUCUCAGACCACACCAAAUCCGAGCUCAAGCUCUCUGACAAUGGAAACUUGGUCCUCCUCAACGAGUCCAAAGCCCAGAUCUGGUCCACCAAUCUCCACAUCUCUGCCAGCUACACUGUAGCGGUUCUCCAGGACUCUGGAAACCUUAAGCUUACAGAUGGCUCCAAGUCCUCCAGCAUCUUGUGGCAGAGCAUCGACCACCCCACCGAUACGUGGCUUCCCGGAGGAAAGCUCGGCCUGAACAAGGUGACCAAAAGGGACCAGCGCCUUAUCUCCUGGAAGAGCUCGGCUGACCCAGCUCCUGGGAUCUUCUCCCUUGAGCUCGACCCCAAUGGAACCAGCCAGUACUUCAUUCAAUGGAAUAAGUCUGUCUCGUACUGGUCUAGUGGGACUUGGAAUGGACAAAUCUUUAGUGGUGUGCCGGAGAUGAACCAGAACUAUAACUACGACUUCACUUACGUGAACAACAGAAACGAGAGCUACUUCAUUUAUUCUGUUAAAUAUGAUUCGGUCAUCUCGAGGUUUAUAAUGGAUCGGUCGGGGCGGAUCCAGCAGUUGACGUGGAUGGAAGAUCUCCAGGACUGGAUACUGUUCUGGUCCCAGCCGAGAGCGCAGUGCGAAGUGUAUUCUCUCUGCGGGCCGUUCGGGAGCUGCAACGAGAACGGCCUUCCAUUCUGCAAAUGCGUCAAGGGUUUUGCGGCGCGGAACCAGACCGAAUGGGAUUUGGAGGAUCGAAGAGGGGGUUGCGUGAGGAACACUCCAUUGCAGUGCAGCAGCAACAGCUCAGCAAAUGUCGAGAAAGAUAAGUUUUAUAAGAUGGAUGGUAUGAGAUUGCCAAAGAAUCCUCAGAAUCAGUUAUAUGUUGCAAGUGCUGAAGAGUGUGCAUCAGCCUGUUUGAACAAUUGCUCUUGUACUGCUUACUCAUUUGGUGCUGGAUGUUCCGUGUGGUACGGGGAUUUGAUCAAUCUACAAGAGCAAUACAAUGGAUCGGAUGCAGGAACCCUUUACCUUCGGCUGGCUGCUUCGGAGCUGCCGGAUUCCACAAGCAAGAAGGGAACGGUCGCCGGGGCCGUCGCCGGUGGGGUUGCCGGCUUGGUAGUUUGUGUGGUUAUCAUAUGGGUGCUGAACUGGAUGCGCCGGAAGAGGCAGAUGAUUCAUGCUGUGCAAGCAGUGGGGAGAACUCUGGUGCCAUUCAGAUACAGUGACUUGCAGCAUUUCACGAAGAACUUCUCGGAGAAAUUGGGAGGAGGAGGUUUUGGUUUGGUGUUCAAGGGGUUCUUGCCAGAUUCGACCGCCAUAGCUGUAAAGAAGCUUGAAGGCCUUCGCCUGCAUGGAGAGAAGCAGUUCCGGGCCGAGGUGAGCACGAUUGGAACGGUGCAGCAUGUCAACCUGGUUCGGCUUCUUGGGUUUUGCUCCGAAGGCACCGGAAGGUUGCUGGUUUAUGAGUUCAUGCCGAAGGGUUCUCUGGAUGUUCAGCUCUUCCACGACAAUUCCGUGGUCUUGGACUGGAAUAAAAGGUACCAAAUUGCUCUUGGAAUUGCUAGAGGGUUAGCUUAUCUCCACGAGAAGUGCAGGGACUGCAUCAUACACUGUGAUAUAAAGCCAGAGAACAUACUGCUGGAUGCGUCCUUUGUUCCAAAAGUGGCAGACUUCGGUCUGGCAAAGCUUUUAGGUCGGGAGUUCAGCCGAGUACUGACUACCAUGAGAGGAACAAGAGGCUAUCUUGCACCUGAAUGGAUAACUGGUGUAGCCAUCACUGCCAAAGCUGAUGUCUACAGCUACGGGAUGAUGCUUUUGGAAAUUAUAUCUGGCAGGAGAAACUCGGAGCAGACAGAGGAAGGGAAAGCAACAUUUUUUCCUACAUUAGCCGCGAACAGACUCGUGCAAGGGGAUGUCCAAAGCUUGGUGGAUCAUAGACUGGGGGAUGAUGUGAAUAUUGAAGAGCUCGAAAGAGCUUGUAAAAUUGCUUGUUGGUGCAUUCAAGAUGAUGAAAGUUCCAGGCCAACGAUGGGACAGGUGGUUCAAAUUUUAGAGGGCUUUCAAGAAAUCAACAUGCCUCCUAUUCCAAGAUCACUUCAAAUUCUUGUGGAAAGCCCGGAGAACAUAAACUUCUUCUCAGAGUUGUCAUCGAAUCAAGGUUCCCAAGCACGGAGCACCACCUCUACCGGCUCUCAAGUUAAAAGUGCAGCAUCAAGGAGUUCUAAUGUAUGAAGUUUUCCAAGACUUUUCAAGCGUCCACAUACAAUUUGAGUGAGUCCGCUUUGUAGUAUCGCAAAGUAGUAGCUUCAUGCCAUGUCUAUGAACUGUCGAAUGUUUUCUAGCAUAGGUAAUUACUAUACUAAUAAUGGACAGGGCAUCAUGUACUUCAGAUAUGAGGUUCCAUACCCUUCAUGUCCUCAUGUAAUUAAAUCCUCAUAUUUUCCAGAUAAUGAAGGCAGAGUAUUGCCCAUGCA